Ustilago hordei is the source of this 1203-nucleotide messenger RNA. RefSeq lists its product as uncharacterized. Lineage: Eukaryota; Fungi; Basidiomycota; Ustilaginomycetes; Ustilaginales; Ustilaginaceae. The transcript has a single exon. The record is from RefSeq and is a predicted model, not a curated record. The coding region runs from base 1 to 1203 and encodes 400 amino acids.
AUGGCUUUCCCACGAGCUAUCCUCCUUUCCGCCCUUUUGGGUUCUGCCUACAUGGCAGAGGCUGCACCUGUCUCGUCGUCAUCUUUCUCCUCUUUCUGUCAGCCCAACUUGAAGCAGUGGGGUCAGAUCACCUUCAUGGGCAAGCCUCUUAGCAUCAAAAACUCUGGAAACAUCGUCGUCGGUGGCAACCCUCUCAACUUUGCCGUGGCCACUUGCUCCACCCAAUACUCGGGCCCCAAGGGUCUCAUGGAGUCAAGCAAGGGUUACUUUGUCAACGCCAACGACCCUUCGCAAUGUAUGACUGUCAGCAACCUCGAUCAGAGCAAGGCUACUUUCUCCUUCUCCGACUGCCGAUUCAACGGCGCUGGUAAUAUCUGGUCAUCCCAGUCCUUCGCCUGGACCUUCGACAACAACGGAGCUGAACAAACCGGUUCAGUUUGGUUCAACGGCGAGAACUUCAACAACAACACUUCCAUCUACACUCUCCAUACUCGGGACGCCCAGCCCACCAUUGACGGCCAGCUUGGUGACCUCAUUGCCGUAUACACGCCCAACCUCAACGCAAUCCCUAGUGACCUUCUGCAGAUCCCUAUGCAAGAUCUUCCCGUCACCGCACCCGCCAGGGACCCUUCUUUGUCCUGUCACGCUCCCAUCCGUGGUCAGAUUAUCUUCAACAACCAGACAUCGAGCUCCAAUGGAUACGAGGGACCCCUCAACUCCAAGUGGGAGGCCGAGUCCGAUACCUCAGCCAAGUUCCUCUUCGAGGAGUGCGACUACUCUUUCGUAGGCCUUAAGGCUGAAGGUGACUACAUCUACGGUCGUAUACGUCCUGCCACAGACGUUGUUGAUGGUGGCUACAACUGCUACUUCCUCACCGCCGAUACUUCUUCCGGCCCCAACAACGAGCCUGUUGACAAUUCGUGGAUCAACGGUUUCCAGGUUCAGACUUGCUCGUACACUGCCCACCCCGGCCUCGACCUGGUCAAAAUCAACAGGAAGGACAACACCUUCAACUAUGUUCCCUUUGGUAACGGCUCUCAGCCUGGCAACAUGUACUGGUACGCCCAGGCAGCAUACGACACCGAUUACGGAGUCAAGCAGUACCAAUUCGACCCCAAGGGCGUUGGGCAGGUCUACCUCUCUCCCAACAACGCCAACUUGACCAAGUUCCCUGCUGCCAAGGUCACGUUCAAGGCUGACUAA